AUGUCGGUCUCUUGUGACACAAAAGCUCAGGCUAAUGCUCUUGGGUAUCACUUGCUAGCUUACACAGCAAGAGAAAAGGACAGCAAAGGCUGGAAAACACGAGGAAGUGUAUCAACUGCGCGAGCAAGGAACUCUAAUAAAGAGCAAAGUGGGUCUGCAGCUGGCCCAAGUAGCCAAAACUGGGCUUCUCAGGUGCCUGCUGAUGCCCUGAAAGAUACCCAAAAAGGUGACAAAGAGGUUGAGUCACUGGAAGAGGCGAAGGUGAAGCUGAAGAAAAAGAUGGCAGCGGUGCUAGCCGAAAUAAAGCAACGGGUACGCCAACAGGCUUAG
Molecule: messenger RNA, 330 nt
Organism: Eimeria tenella
Lineage: Eukaryota; Apicomplexa; Conoidasida; Eucoccidiorida; Eimeriidae
Exons: 2
Coding region: 1-330 (109 amino acids)
Source: RefSeq, a predicted model, not a curated record